Molecule: messenger RNA, 2981 nt
Organism: Actinia tenebrosa (Australian red waratah sea anemone)
Lineage: Eukaryota; Metazoa; Cnidaria; Anthozoa; Actiniaria; Actiniidae
Biological process (GO): activation of adenylate cyclase activity; adenylate cyclase-activating G protein-coupled receptor signaling pathway; hormone-mediated signaling pathway
Cellular component (GO): plasma membrane
Molecular function (GO): protein binding; G protein-coupled peptide receptor activity
Source: RefSeq, a predicted model, not a curated record
GGCAUGUGAUUCAAAAAGAGAUAUCUAGCUGGGGAAAAUAUUGCCUAGCUUUUAUCAUACACAAAUAUCAGUUACAAUACGGAUGAAGAGUUGCUGAAGUCCACGGGGUCUACGCAUUUACAAAAAGAUGAUCAAUCCAGCAGCCGUAUCGUUCAUGGUUCUGAUGUCUGUCUAUCUUGUCAAGUCCAAUAAACUUCUCACCAACUGGACCACUUGUACCCCUGUUUGCGCAUGUGCACGUGACGCAUCAGGGCUACUCCAUGCAAGAUGUGACGUCCAGAGUCUUCCUGACUCUAGUCUCCUGGUGCUAUCCACCGUCAAGAAUCUUUAUUCCCUGUCAAUUGAAAACACAGAUAUACAAAGGCUUCCCGCAGGAUCAUUUCAAGGACUUCAUAGUCUGAGAGAACUAUUUCUGAAAAACAACAGCAUAAAAACCAUCGAAAAAGGAGCCUUUUCGUCAUUGGGUAACCUAAAGACGGUUGACCUGCGAGAUAACGGUCUUCAAACAUGGCAUGUCAGGACUGUAAUGGAUCUGCCAUCUUUGCAAACUAUACACGUGGCGGGAAACCACUAUUGGGUCCCGGAUGAAAACCUACUGCGCUUGCGCAAUCUCGAAGAAUUAACUGGACUAAAGUGGAGMGAUUUCUGUAGUGACUGUACACUUUUGAAGACGGCAGUAGGAAAGAAAGACACAGAUGAGAGCGAAGACAUGCUUGAUGAUAAYGAAACGUUAUCCAUAGCUUGUGACGUUACCUUGGAUACGUUCUUCAUCCAUCAUAAAGAAGUCACUUACGGCAAGGCUUAUGAAUUCGUUAAACUUGGCUUCUCACCUCAGUGUUUGUGUAAUUCUCAUGAGUGCUUUAAUGGAGAAAUAACACGAGUUUAUUUCCAACAACUAAACGAUCUACCGAAGAAACUCUUCUACGCUCAGUACAUCCUAGGAACCAUUCUCCUGGUCAUCAACCUUACUAUCGUAGUUAUUGUACUUAUAUCACGGACACUGCGAACCAAUGCAUCAUUUAUCUUGAUCUGUAGUAUGGCCAUGAGUGAUGUGUUGAUCGGGUUAUACACUGUUGGCAUCGCUGUCUUUAAUCCUUUUACGGAAUCGAUUGUCGCACCCAACGAAAUGAUGAAAAAUGACAUCAGUAUGUGCCCAUACCUGGGAUUUGUAUUCACUACAGGUCAGACAACGACAGUGUUUAUAUCUCUGUUCAUGACAGUAGAGCGAUACCUUGCAAUAGUCCACUGUGACAGACCAUCACUGCGAAUGAACACUAAACUAACUCUGAUACUAACAGCAGUUAUCUGGCUGUUUGGUGUAGUCUACGCUGUACUGCCAGUACUUGGAAUCAAGCAGCUUCAAUACCACAAGUGGUUCCAGUGCACAAUGCCUUUUCAUAAGAGUACAGGUGUAUUAGAUGACACCUCGACAGUCACGCUUGUCAUUGCUAUCGGGUUUGUGGUAGUCUAUCUGUCAAGUGUAGCGCUGUAUGUUAGAAUAUACAUCUACGUACGCACCGCAAGUGCUAACUUCUCUGUUGGAGUAAGACGAGAAGCAAGACUUGCUAAACGGAUUGCACUAGUCGUCUGCACCAACUUUAUCUUUUUUGUCGUACCAACCAUCUUGUUUCUAGUCUAUGUCUAUCGAUUCAUGAAGGUUCUUUUCGAUGUUGGUAGCACGUUCUUUAGCCUGCGAGGAUUCAUCGUUAUGGGGAGCUGGGUUCCCGUCACUUUACUCGCCAUUAAUUCGCUUCUCAACCCCAUUCUUUACGCUUUUCGACAUCAAAAAUUUCAGAGGGAAAUCAGUAGAUUAACCAGGCGAUUUAACACUAACGUAAGAGAUUCUCUGAUCUCACAGGAGUCAAGAAUAAGACGCAACACCUCAUCAUUUCGCAGUCCCACAUAUGAAGGAAGGGAACAGCGCAAAUUGAUAAAAAGUGCGAACGGAGAGUACACUACGGAAAUCGAGUUAUCCAAAAUACCAAGCUUUAAACAAUAAGGAGUUUGCUUCAAAGCAUGGACAUUGACAUUAGAUACUGGAGUAUUGUGUUCGCAUCAAUAUAGACCUUUUCUAAGAUAGCGAUUAUGGUGCAUUAUGGUCUAGCUUAGCUACAAACAACUUUUGUUCAUAAUGCCUUAUAUGGUGUUGUUUGUACCGAAGCUAGAUCACAAUGCAUCCUGUUUAUCGAACUCAGAAAAGGCCUAUUCUCUACUUUCACAUCCCCAUAAUGCCUUGCGUCUUUGGGGGGUAACCAAUCAAAAAACUGUCCCAAAUUGAAAAGUUUAUUAAUUGAAUUUAUACUAUACCUGCUUUUAUCUGUACAACACUGAUUAUCAGUUUGUUCCAAGUUAUUUUUGCGUCUACAGAUCAUCAAUAGUUUUGGUAUUACAGAAAAUUUAUUGACUUACGAAAAAAUGUUUAAAAUUUACCUUAAACCUCUUCAAACUUCUAUCUUUUUCUGUUUUUUACUUCUUUAUUUUAUUUUUGGAUACCAAACAAGGUAUUAUCAUMAUUGUCUGAUCAGCCUUCAGCAAAAUAAGUGGGGUUUUACCCUCUGGUUACCCCCAAAAGACACAAAGUAUUAUGGGGAUGUGAAAGUAGAGAAUUGUGUGGUAUACGUGGGAAACACUGUCAACAUAUCAUUUACUAAAUUGUUUAUGAAAUUUAAAAAGUCAGGGAAAGUCAUUUCUAUUGUAUAAUAAACUAGCUAUCUUAUGAGCAUGCGCUAAGUGAAGGGAUGUAAUCGCUGGUCAUAAGCAUUACACGACAUUAGGUUGUAGGGCAGACUUCACGGCGGAAAAUGUACAGUGUAACACCUAGCCAAUCAAAAUACUUGGAAUCCAUUAAAGUGUCAAAUAAAACAUCGUAUAUAUUUCCGCCUAAACACGUGAAAUCUGCUUUGUAUGUAUAUAGAAUUAAGUUAUUAAUUUAUCCGCAUGUAUCUGUAUCUAUUAAUAGUUUCAUUGGCCAGUUUGGAAAA